GGCAGGAAAGAGAGGGAGAUUAGGAGCAUCUGGGUGGGUGGUGUUGAAGAGGAUGGGGAGGAAAAGGAGAUAGACAGAUAGACGGAUAGAUAGAGAGAGAGAGAGAGAGAGAGAGAGAGAGAGAGAGAAAGGGGGUUGUUAGUUUUGUAUCUGGAGAUGUAAAUCAUUAUUCCUAAAGCAGAUUUUAAAAGGAUUGAUCAAGUAACCAAGUCGAUGGAGACCUGAAUUCACUGCUCAAGUCACUUCUACAGAUUAUUUUCUUUCUCCUUCUCUCUCUCUCUCUCUUUCUAUUCUCUGUUUUAUAAUGAGUAUAUCUGGAACCAGAAUGUGCUAUGCUGCUCUGGAUGGGAAUUAAGACAGUGGGGCAAGAGUAAGAGGAGGAUGGCGUAUACACAGGACAGUUGGAACCCAUCAAUGAGGGUCUUCUGUCCAGACUGUCUGACUUCCUGUUGUGUCGCUGGUCGUGCCACUCCUGUUGGCAGUGGUGCUGGGAGUGUAGCUGCUGUCAACCCACUGAUGAGGAGGUGGAGAUUCUGGGGCCUUUCCCAGCUCAGACUCCAUCAUGGCUUCUCAAUGAAUGUAAUGAUGUGAAAGGCUCAAAUUCUCACAUCAUGGCCUAUGAACCUGCUUCACCUGCUUUAUCUGACACCGCCACAAACUGCAGGCCAUCCACUUCAGAGACCUUGCGUUCCACCUUCAGCCUGGCAGGCCAGCUCGCCAGUCUGAAUGCCCGACGACCUAGCUCCCCCAUAGUGGAUGUAAAGCCUGUAGAAUUUUGGGCCAUGGGGCCCAAGAAAGAAGUGGUGCAGCCAUUGCGUAAACCCCCAACACCACCAGAUGACUACUUCCGCAAACUGGAGCCUCGCCUGUACUCCUUGGACUCGUGUAGUGAUGAUGUUGACUGUCUGACCGAUGAGGAGAUUCAGGUACGUUACCAACUGGGCAUGCUGCACUUCAGCACACAGUAUGAUCUCAUCAACAGCCACCUCACUGUGCGAGUCAUCGAGGCCCGGGACAUUCCCCCACCCUUAACAUGUGAUGGUGCUCGUCAGGACAUAGCUCACUCAAACCCCUAUGUGAAGAUGAGCCUACUUCCUGACCACAAGAACUCCAGACAGACUGGGGUCAAACGCAAGACCCAAAACCCAGUUUUUGAAGAACGAUUCACUUUUGAGGUCCCUUUUCUAGAGGCACAAAGACGCACACUGCUGCUCUCUCUUGUGGACUUUGACAAGUUUUCACGGCACUGUGUCAUUGGGAAAGUUGCUCUCCCUCUUAGUGAGGUUGAUUUAGUAAAAGGAGGACAUUGGUGGAAGGCCCUGGUGCCCAGCUCCCAGAAUGAGGUUGAGCUCGGUGAACUUCUUCUGUCCCUAAACUAUCUGCCCAGUGCUGGGAGGCUGAAUGUGGACAUUAUCCGAGCAAAGCAGCUGCUUCAGACAGAUAUGAGCCAAGGUUCAGAUCCUUUUGUGAAGGUGCAGUUAGUGACAGGGCUAAAGCUAAUGAAGACCAAGAAAACAUCCUGUAUGAGGGGCACCAUCGACCCAAACUACAACGAGUCCUUCAGCUUUCGUGUAUCUCAAGAGGACCUGAGUGAAGUCAGCCUUGUUUUUACAGUUUAUGGGCACAACAUGAAGAGUAGCAACGAUUUUGUCGGCCGCAUUGUGAUCGGCCAGUUCUCCACUGGUGCGCAGGAAACAACACACUGGCGCAGGCUUCUGCGCUCCCAGCGCAACCCGGUGGAACAGUGGCACAGCCUGCGCUCUCGUGCUGAGUGUGACCGCGUUUCCCCGGCUUCUCUUGAGGUCACAUAGUACUAACACAUGACAGUCAGCAGCAGAGGUGGGAUAAACAUCUGCAGUACCGAACUUUGUGAAUUUACUGAACCCCACAAAACAAACAUCUGGGAGUUUCUUGAGGAUUCUGCAUUGUGUAAAAGUGACAGUUCACCUAAAAAUGUAAAUUGUAUCAUCAUUUAUUCACCGUCAUGUUGUUUCAAAUGCAUUUUUAACUUUCCCUCUUCCAUGGAAUACAAAAGGAGAUGUUAGCCUUAGUCACCAUUCACUUUCAGUGUAUGAAAAAACACAAUGCAAUGAAAGUGAAUUGAGGAUGAGAAUGUAAGUCCUUAACAUUCUGCCUAAUAUCUCUGUUUGUGUUCCACUAAAGAAAGAAAGUCAUAUAGGUUUGGAAUAACAUGAAGGUCAGUAAAUUAUCACAAAAACGCAAAUUUUUGGGUCAAUUAUCCCUUUUGUUUUAAAAGACAAACAAAUAUCUUAAACCACAGAUUCUACAGAAUGUUUUCUUUUUAUCACAUUGAUACUAUCUUACACAAGAAGUCAAUAAUGUCAUCAUCAUCUGACCCUCAGCUGCAUUCAGCCUGCUCAGGCAGCUUGAGUGUAGGCUGAAGCAGCCAAGACCACAACUAACCACUGGGCUGGGCUGCAGUGUUUUAAUUAUAAUAUUGUUUCUUUUUUUUAUAGAUUUUAAUAUGAUUACUGAUAAUCAGUUUUUGAAGUAGUUGGAAAUCAGUCCAAAUCCUGUGGUGGCACAGUAUUUUUAUUUCCUUCAGGUUUGAUUAUUUAAAGUCAGCAUUUUACACCAAAGCUUCUGUUUAGUGAUAUGUAUCACUGUUUUUCAUACACAUUUUGACCUUAGAUUUUGUUAAAAGAGUUCACCCCAAAAUGAAAAUUCUGCUAUCGUUUACUAACCCUCAUGUUGUUCCAAACCCAUAUGAAGCGAACAUUCUGCCUAACAUCUCCUUUUAUGUUUUAUGAAAGAAAGGAAGUCAUAUGGGUUGGAACAACAUGAGGCUGAGUAAAUGAUGGUAGAAGUUUAAUUUUUGGGUGAACUAUACUUUUAAGUGUUUGUGAGAUUGUGUGCAUUUGGUAAAUGUUUGCACUCGUUGCAGCUGAGGUCUGUAUCACCAUGUAAAAAUGCAUUUGUGUUAUUGUCUACAACAGUGAACAUAUUUUGGGCAAUAUAGUGCCAUUCCGACAAGGUGCAGAUACAUGUAUUUCUCUUUGCUCUGUUACCGUCAAUCUCCUAGUCAAAUGCUCUUGCCAAGUUCAGUUCAUAUGUUGUUUGAGCGACAUGCUGUAAAUGUAAUUUGUCUACUUCUUUUCAGUCAAUUGUUUUUAACAUUAAAGUAUAUAGGCAUAAAUAGGAUGAUAUGAUUGGAAAUAUACAUAUUUAGCAUAAAAAUAUAUAUAUUUAGCAUAGAAUCUAAGUAAAAUCAGAAACAUUUCAGUAUCUGUCUCCUUUCUUGUGUGACCUGUGUGUGCUAAGUUGUUGUUUAAGGUCAAGAGUCAAUUGUAUGAUUCCACCAAUGUCAAUGUUAAUGUAGAUGACAGUCAAAAUUAUAAGAGUGGUAAAAAUCUUAAUAAUAAUGAUGCUGUACCAGGAAAAAUAUGUAUUUAUUUAGAUUAUAAAUGCAUAUACUGUAAUAGAUAUAUAUGUAUCUCUGCAAACAUAUCGGUAUAUAUUUAUAACUUAAACUGUGUAUUGAACAAAUGCAUGUUGCAAUAUAGAAGAAAAAACUGAAAGAAAUGGACAAAAUCAUGAAAAUAAUGUAAAAAAUUAAAACGCUGUUAAAAUGACCUGUUUCAAAGGUGGCUGUUUUGAACUGUGUCUUCAUUUUAUUCUUAACCAAAACAUUUAGUCCACCGUCUCCUUGUCUGCUCUGAAUCCUCUGAGAGUAUGUACCGAUGCUGCUCUUUGUGAGAUGGUUUAUUGCGAUGAGUCUUAAAGUGUACGGUUUGGUAGAGUGUGAGAAGAAACAAAGCAGACCUCUGAAACUGAUCAGCAGAAUCCCUUUAAAGGUCUAUUUUACAGAGAUUGUAUCAGUGAUGAAAACGUUUUUUGGAAAGCUGUUGCAUUAAAGUGAUGU
Messenger RNA from Xyrauchen texanus (razorback sucker), 3883 nucleotides. RefSeq names its product synaptotagmin XVII (gene syt17). The record is from RefSeq and is a predicted model, not a curated record. Gene Ontology annotation, molecular function: clathrin binding; phosphatidylserine binding; calcium ion binding. Gene Ontology annotation, biological process: calcium-ion regulated exocytosis; regulation of calcium ion-dependent exocytosis; cellular response to calcium ion. The transcript has 8 exons. The coding region runs from base 612 to 1811 and encodes 399 amino acids. Gene Ontology annotation, cellular component: membrane. Lineage: Eukaryota; Metazoa; Chordata; Actinopteri; Cypriniformes; Catostomidae.